Molecule: messenger RNA, 1995 nt
Organism: Macroventuria anomochaeta
Lineage: Eukaryota; Fungi; Ascomycota; Dothideomycetes; Pleosporales; Didymellaceae
Product: F-box domain-containing protein
Exons: 2
Coding region: 113-1912 (599 amino acids)
Molecular function (GO): DNA binding; protein binding
Source: RefSeq, a predicted model, not a curated record
CAUUCUUGCCAGCGUGCAUUGUCGCCUCCGAACCUACAACUCCUGCACGCUGUUGCGCGCAGCCAACUUUCUGACUGCGCUGUAACGAAUCCAGCGCCUACCUGCAACGACUAUGUCUGGCCCCGCCUUCACGGACCUGCCGACGGAGGUGCUCGAGGCCAUCUUCCUGCACCUCGACCCGCCUUCGCUCUUCGCCCUCUCGCAGUCCAACAGGCUGAUCAAGCAGCUCACUACCGACUCACCCAUAAUCUGGCGCCACCUCUGCCGCACAAGCUUCACUACAUGGGCACCUCAACACAAUAUCGCCGCCAAAUUCGCAGGGCCGCUCCCCGCCGUGAAUUGGCGCGCCCUCUACAUUCGCAAGAAGCGCAUUGAGCACGAGACACGGCGAUUACUCGACCAUGUUCUAGCGACACAACACGAACGCAUACGAUGCAUCAACGGCAUCGCCGAGUUCGGAUAUGACGCGAAAGAGACGCUGUUGCGCGAGUGCGCCUGUCCAGAUGACGCCGAAGAUGUGCUGGCGAGGCGGUACUACGCGAAUGCUGCACUGGAGCGCAUACACCGUGAGAUGGCGAUCAAUGUGUGGAAGGACGUGCAGGACGGGAAGGAUGUGUCGAUCGAUAGGGCGCUGGGCGCAUACGACAUGUUCGCGCGUGGCGGGGAAGAUGUCGACUUCGAUCUGAUGUCAGAGGACCUGGACCGCCUGGCGAAUGGUCUGCUCAGUGAGCAUCCCGAUUUCCGGGAGCUCAGCACAAGGGCGAAGGCAUCGACGCUCGCCUCGUAUCUGCGCGACCAGGGCUUCCAAGGCGUACCCGACACCUCAUACCGCGCAUUACGAAACUCGUUCAUUGGCCUCGUCCUCCGGUCGCCCACUCACCAGUCACUACCCCUCAUAUCCGUCGCCCUAUUCUGCGCGCUCGCCCAAAGAGUCGGCCUCGAUGCGCGCCCAUGCGGCUUCCUAUUCCACGUCUACUGCCUCGUCUACGCGCCCGAACGGCACAGUCUCGACGGCGAAUACAAGCCCAGCAGCUCCGGGCCCCUCGACUCCAUGUACCUCGAUCCCUUCCGCUCCUCAGACGAAGUCCGACAAGCCGACCUCCUACGCGUGCUCCGCGACAUGGGCGUCCCAACCACAGACCACCAGACCUUUCUCUCCGACACAACAACCCGCGAAAUGGUCCUGCGCACGGCACGCAACAUAAUGAACUCGGUGCAAACCAUCCGGCAAACGCAAGGCGGCGUGCAUGGGAUCAGCGCGGCAUGGCUAGACGCAUACCCCGACAUGGACAACGCGUUCUACUCGACCAUCUGGGCCAUGCUGAUGCUCGGGCCCGGCGACGAAGGAACACCGGGGUCCAUACAGCAAGUCUCGUCGCGGCGACGGCAGUACCUGCCCUACCUGCUCGAGCACUUCCAGACCCAUUUUGCGUGGGAUGUUGCGCUGCUUGAGCAGUAUGUUAUUCCCCUGUUCUAUACGCAGCCUGAGGGACAGAGGCUUUUGCAAUUUGUGCAGAGUAUGCAUCAAAUUGAUACGCUGAGGCGACCGCUGCUACGGAGGUCUGCGCGCGCGCGGAAUGUGGAGUUCAAGAUCGGGCAGUUGUUCAGGCAUAAGCGGUAUCACUAUGAAGGUGUGAUCACGGGGUGGGACACGAGUUGUGAUGCGGGCGAGGAGUGGAUACAGAACAUGGGUGUUGAUCGGUUGCCAGGUGGGAGGGAACAGGCGUUCUAUCAUGUGCUUGUUCAUGAUAAAUCCGUACGCUAUGUCGCUGCGGAGAACAUCGAGCCUAUGGCGACUGGCGCACUGCCCUCUGCCGCUAUAAUGAAGCUUGCGGGGAGGCAUUUCAAGCGUUGGGAUGACGCGAGCCAUACCUUUGUGAGUAACUUGAGGGACGAGUAUCCUGAUGAUUGAAAUGCGUCACGACGAAGUGGUUGCAUAGGGGACCUACACCAAUCGAGCUUAUAUAAUCAAUCAGGGAUUGUAUGCUGCGAACC